Salarias fasciatus (jewelled blenny) is the source of this 1598-nucleotide messenger RNA. RefSeq names its product claudin-10-like. The coding region runs from base 65 to 877 and encodes 270 amino acids. The transcript has 5 exons. Gene Ontology annotation, molecular function: structural molecule activity. NCBI's taxonomy places the organism in Eukaryota, Metazoa, Chordata, Actinopteri, Blenniiformes, Blenniidae. The record is from RefSeq and is a predicted model, not a curated record. Gene Ontology annotation, cellular component: bicellular tight junction; membrane.
AUGCUGCAGCCGAGCAGUGAGUUUGGAGCAGACAAUAUUUGGAUUCUGAAAUUCCAACACGAGAAUGGGGUACAGGACCGUGGUGAUGUACAUGGAGAUCGGCUGCUUUGUGGUCUGCGUUACCGGAUGGAUCCUGGUCUGUUCUACAAUGCCAACAGAGAUUUGGACCUGGUCUGAAGUUGACAGCAUAGUCCUGACGACGUCCAACUACUUCUCCAACCUGUGGAAGGACUGUAUAUCAGAUUCCACUGGAGUCUCUGACUGCAAAGGAAUCCCAUCAAUGCUUGCACUGAACUGGGAUAUUCACAUGUGCCGGGCUCUCAUCAUCAUCUGCAUCAUACUGGCUUUCUUUGGAUCGAUUUUGGUCUUGGUGGGAAUGAAGUGCACUAAGAUUGGAGGAACCGAAAUUGUUAAUGCAAGAGUGACCUUUGCUGGAGGAAUGAAUUACCUGAUCGGAGGCAUGUGUUCGAUGGUUGCUUUCUCGUACUAUGGAAACAAAAUCAGGGCAGAAUUUCAAAACCCUAACUUCAGAGAGCAGAAAUUUGAAAUAGGCGUUGGAGUGUUCAUUGGAUGGGGAGGCUCGACUCUUCUGGUUUCCGGAGGCCUGGUUUACAGUAUCUUUGCAGGGAGAGAAGGAUGCCGCUCAAGCAAAGAGAGGAGAUACCCUGCCUACCAAGCGCCUGAAGCCUACACAGUUGUUCCUACAAGUAAGAGCGUUGCGUCUUUUGCUCGUACGGAGAGAAGCAACAGCAAAGUGUCGAGAACAACAGCCAGAAGCAGCAGAAGCAGCAGCAGCAGCAGAGACAGCAGCAGAGACAGUAGCAUCUCUGCCAUCACCACCACCACCAAGACAUCAGCUUCCAAUGCUUAUGUAUGACUUACCGGAAAAGGUGGAGAUGAACUUCAUUCUGUGUGUUUUUCUCUUCAUGGGUCAUUUUAUUCUCAGUUUUUUUGGAUUUAUUGUUUCAUCAUUUAUUUUUUUUGGGUCCAGUCUCAUUAUUCCUGACUUUUGCGCUUGAUGCUACCAUCAACAACAAUAAAUGAGGUCAAGGAGGAGCGUUAGAGGAUGAACUCUCCUCACAAAGCAGUAAUGUGAUCCUCCAACCCCUAUAACCUUCACACUAAUACUUGCUUUGUUACUAAUGUUUUUCAUUUUAUAUAUUCCAAACAUUUAUUGGGAUCCAAAAAGAAAUAUCUAAUCUGCAUCUCUCAUGGUUUCCUAUCAAACUUUAUUUUAUUAGGUUAAUUAGCCUCAAUUACACAAAUAUGGUCUAAACGUCACUGAUUUCUUUUCAAUGUGUAUUUGAUAAAAUGGAGUGGAAUGAAUUGACUGUGAAAAAGCUGUCACUAGACCCUUGGAUUUUUCCUGCUGUUCUACAAUCCCCCUGAAACUCUAAUGCUCACAGAGAAAACCAUGUUCUGAAAACCACAGGUAUAAAUCAAACAUCUAUAAAUCAGUAUGAGGGAUAGUCCUUUUCAGCUGCAUCGUCCAGUUGCUGUAAUUUGAUCUGAAAGUUCGAAUUUAUUCAAACUCUUGCUGACAGAGAAUGAAUUUCCAAAUGUGGCACUUUUUUUUCAUUAAACACUUUUUCCUUCUU